Megalopta genalis is the source of this 1904-nucleotide messenger RNA. RefSeq names its product arrestin 2 (gene Arr2). Gene Ontology annotation, molecular function: G protein-coupled receptor binding. NCBI's taxonomy places the organism in Eukaryota, Metazoa, Arthropoda, Insecta, Hymenoptera, Halictidae. Gene Ontology annotation, biological process: G protein-coupled receptor internalization; signal transduction. Gene Ontology annotation, cellular component: cytoplasm. The record is from RefSeq and is a predicted model, not a curated record.
UCAUGCUAGGAGACUGUCACUUCUGGGCGGGAAACAAACUUGUGUUAUUUCAUUUGAUUAAAAAAAUUGUGCCAAAUGUUUCCCCUCCUGUUUUUGGCUUACGUUGUAGCCAUCAAGGUAUUCAAGAAAACUACUCCAAAUGGAAAAGUUACGGUUUACCUUGGCAAAAGAGACUUCAUUGAUCACCUGGACAGUGUAGAUCCCAUCGAUGGCAUCGUCGUCGUUGACACCGAUUAUCUUCAGGGACGAAAGGUUUAUGGACAGGUGACAACAACUUUCCGCUAUGGCCGCGAAGAAGAUGAAGUUAUGGGUGUCAAAUUCAGCAAGGAACUCGUUUUAAGUCGUGAGCAAAUAGUGCCAAUUAAGAAGGAAAAACAGGACAUGACACCUGUACAAGAGCGUCUCCUGAAAAGGCUCGGGCAAAACGCAUAUCCUUUCUUGUUCCAAUUCCCAGUUAACUCCCCCAGCUCUGUCACACUACAGCCUGGUGAUGACGAUCAGGGGAAACCAUUGGGAGUAGAAUAUACCAUCAAAAUAUACGUCGGCGAACACGAAGAAGAUAGGGGACACAAACGAUCAUCUGUAUCACUAGCAAUAAAGAAAUUGCAGUAUGCUCCACCGACAAGAGGACGUAAAAUACCCAGCUCCUUGGUUUCUAAAGGAUUUACUUUCUCUCAGGGCAAAUUGAGUCUCGAAGUCACGCUAGACAGGGAAAUUUACUACCAUGGAGAAAAAGUAGCAGCGAACGUUAUAGUUACCAAUAAUUCUCGAAAAGCAGUGAAGAAUAUCAAGUUGUUUGUAGUUCAGCAUUGCAAAGUCACAAUGGUCAAUACCCAAUUCUCCCGACACAUAGCGAGCUUGGAAACACGCGAAGGGUGCCCCAUUACACCGGGUGCAGCUUUCACAAAACAGUUUUAUCUUGUACCAUUAGCCAGCAGCAAUAAAGAUCGACGCGGCAUUGCGCUUGAUGGACAUCUAAAAGAGGAUGAUGUGAAUCUUGCAUCUUCUACUCUGGUUGCUGAGGGUAAAGCUCCAAAUGAGGCUAUGGGUAUUGUCAUCUCUUACUCUGUGAGAGUGAAAUUGAACUGCGGUACCUUGGGUGGUGAACUGGUUACAGAUGUACCACUCAAGUUAAUGCAUCCAGCUCCAGGAGCUGCAGAAAGAGAAAAGGCUAUAUUGAAGAAGAACAAAACCGUGGAUAGAAUACGCUUUGAUAAUUCUUGUUACUCUAACGACGAUGACGAUAAUAUCGUGUUCGAAGACUUUGCUCGCCUGCGUCUGAACGAACCAGAAUAAAUUACCUUCGAAAAGGCAAUUAUUUACAUCAAAAGAAUCUUAGAUUCGAGAAUAGAUUGUAGUACAUUUAAUUCAGGAUCAAAUAGAAUUGUAUUAAAUAGUAGAAAGUACACUAUAAUGUAUAUAAAUAGAACAGUCGACUCUAAGAUUCUUUUGAUGUAAGUUACACCGACGUAUUAAUGAAAAAAUAAAAAGGUACAGAAGGUAAAAUGAUUAUUGUAUCGAUAACUUGUGUACGGCGUCAUGCGGAAGUAAAUAAAUGUUAAUGUGAGAAAAAAUGUGACAAAAAAGUACAAAAAAAAGCGAAAAGUACGAUACAAAAAAACGUGUACCGUCUUAAAAUUUCUAUCCGAUGGUGGUGGUCGGCAAGAAAUUUUCAUAAAGACAAACAAAAAAAAUAAUUCAAAGUAAGCUUAAUGAAUACUUUAUAUUCGGCUAAGUUUAAACUUUCCCGCCUUACCAGAAGUGACGUGUAUGCUAUUAAUUUUGAUUAAUUGUGAUUAUAACGUGUCUGUAAAUGUUUAUUUAUUACAAAUUGAUGACAUUAUUGAGUUAUAAUCUAUAUGUUAGAAGAAAAAUAUAAAUACUGCAAAAUGCGGAUGUUUGAA